Molecule: messenger RNA, 2896 nt
Organism: Bursaphelenchus xylophilus (pine wood nematode)
Lineage: Eukaryota; Metazoa; Nematoda; Chromadorea; Rhabditida; Aphelenchoididae
Source: the annotation of a GenBank genome assembly
AUGGUGGUCGAGCAUGUUAAUCACGAUGGAGAAUGGCCUGCCAUUCAGAAGAAGGCGGGGACUCAACGACUUCUUGUGGCAGAUUUCUAUGCUGACUGGUAAUUUUUCAGCCUUUUUUUAACAUAUUUAACGUCAUAGGUGUGUACCAUGUAGAAUGAUAGCUCCUCAUUUCGAAAACCUCUCUAAUCAAUAUAAAGACGCCGUAUUUGCCAAAGUGAAUGUCGACAAAUGUUCUAGUAAGGCUUUUCUAUCAAUUUUUUAAAACAUUUAGUGCUUGCCAGAAUGCAUAACGUUCGAGCUAUGCCAACCUUUGUAUUCUUUAUUGACGGUAAGGAAGUUGGCCGAGCACAAGGAGCUGACCCAAGAGGCUUGGAAAGUCUAAUACGACAACAUUAUAAACCUGUUGAGCCAGAAAUCCAAAAUCCUAAGAAGGCUAAUGAAGAAGAGAGGCGGUUUUUACAUAAGAACAUCGUGUCCGUUGUGGAACUUGUGAAGCAAUAUGAAGACGAAAUCAAUCAGACCCUAGCUUUAUCCGUUAUCCCAUUUGAGAAUAUACAAGCAAAAUCUAAGAUAAUUGAAACUGGCGUUAUCUCUGAGGUCUUGCUUGCAAAAAAUCUGAUGGUUUGGUUCCAUGAUGAAUUUUUCCGUUGGAUGGAUCAACCAGAAUGCGUGACGUGUUUAAAAAAAACUACAUUUGUUGGUAGGUGGUAGAUUUUGACUGUGUCCCGGGGCAAUGAGUAUUGACAGGAGAAGUACACCAAGUUCGAGGCUCAGAUUUUGAUGAAACUUGGCACAAAUUUAGAUAAUUUCUUUCUAAGGCACAUGCGAGACCCUAGCUUGCGCUUUGCAGAAACGACCGAGAUUUUUAGAUCGGAAACUUUUUUACGAAUUUUGGCAUCAAAAAAUUCAUGCCUAUUUCUUCCGUAGAGGGUCUGUGUUUAUACUAAAAAUAAAUAUUUUCUGCACAAAACUAGCAAACACAAGGCGAUAAAGCGUUUUUUUUUCUGACUGCUCUCCGCGUGUCGCGCGCUCUAUCGGCCACAAAGAUCGUUAAAUAUCCCGGGUGCCUCUGCAAAGGGCGUGCUAAAAUUUUGAGGAGUUGAUAUAUGGCUACACGACGUGUUUGCAAAAAAUUUAAAGAAAAUCUGAGUGUCUCACUUGGUGUACUUCCCUUGUGAGUCAUAUUUUUUUAAAUUACCUGUUUAAAGCUUGGCUUCAGAAAUCAUGUAUCAGUCUGACGGGAAAAUAACGGCGGAUCGUCGCAGCAAAAUGUCUCGCCUCGCCGCUAUCGCGCACCAAAUCACAAGCCGCGGCUUGCCGUCGCAAAGCGAUGAUGAGCGACUCCGAGGCGCGACGAUCCGCCGUUUUUUUCCCGACAGACCGAUACUGUCCUUCCGGAAAGUCGCCGGACGGAAAUCGGCGACAUGCACUGUGAGAAAAAACUCAGGGUGCGAGCGACAGCUCGAAAAAGCUUAUUGCACAGUGCAAAAAGCCAAAAAUUGCACAGUGCAAAGUGAACUUUCGUUUUCGCGGAGUGCAUGUCGCCGAUUUCAGUCCGGCGACUUUCCGGAAGGACUAGUAAGACUUUGUUUGAUGUUUUCAGAAAGUAGUACUCCUACUUACGAUGAAAAACAACGGGGAGCAGAUCGGGUAGAAGUAUAUAAUUGCACUCAAUGUAACCAAAGGUAUCGUUUCGCUCGUUUUAACAAUCCGGCGACAUUAAUUGAAACCCGGGAGGGUCGUUGCGGAGAAUGGGCCAAUUGUUUUGCUCUUUGUUGUCGAGCUAUAGGACUCGAAGUCAGAUACGUUACGUGCACCGAAGACCAUGCUUGGGUAGAGGUGUUUGAUCUUGAGAGUCAGACCUGGAUUCAUCUGGAUCCCUGUGAAAAUGUGAUAGACACCCCUUUACUUUAUGAGAAAGUAAGUACAAUAUUUUUAUUCAACGAAUUCUCAGGGUUGGAAAAAAACAAUAAACUACGUUUUCGCCAUUUCUAAAGACCAUGUUCAAGACGUUACUUGGAGGUAUACCUUCCAUCAUAAGGAGACGCUUCAGCGAAGAAAGGCUGUACGAGAAUUGGUUUUACUCAAUUGUCUCACGGUAUGUAAGGUUGUCAUGGUUAUAAAAACUGAUUAGAAAUUAAAUCAACGCCUUCAAAAGGAACUUCCCGAGGAACGACGCAAUGUUCUACGUCAUCGCCAACUACGGGAAGCAAUCCAGUUAUUAAACCCCAAACUCAGUCUCAGAGAAGGAACCGAACAGGGCCGGAAGAGCGGUGGUGUGGCCUGGAGGUUAGCACGGAUGGAAAUGAAGCAUGAACCGGUCGAAAUAAACUUAACCGAAGCCGAAAAAGAAGCUAAACUGUUCGUGUACGUGGCUUUUCAACACUUUAAUUUAAUUCUCCGUCCUAAUGACUUGUCUAAUUGUAGGCUAGAAUAUGACAUUGUUCAGGACGCUUAUUAUCGUCAGAACAACAAAGACGAAGUGACCAGAGGGCUCUUUUCUUACCUUAAAGAAGCGAGGAACAUUCAAAGGAAGGUUGAGAAAGACUGGAAGGUCGCCUACAUCUGCCGCACUGAAGAUAGCAAAAACGGGGAUUUGUCCUGGAGGAUUAAUUUAGAUGGGAUCAAACCUAAACUUCUGAGAAUCAACAUUGGAAAGAUCGCCAUCUUCCAUUCAGGCAAGGCCAAUGCUACCUUAUGCGGAGGAAACCUCUGUCAGAUGAUCGAUGAUGAUGGAAAUCUUGAGAUGACGGACUUCGAAGAUGCUGAUCAUUUGGAAUUAUCUGUCAAUUUCAGAGGAGGGGAUGGGGAACAGGCUUUCCAACAUUCCCAACUCUUCCGGACUUCACUUUGUGAGCCAUCUAUUAGUCUAAGAAUUGAGCUAGAGAUUGAAUGA